Molecule: messenger RNA, 1446 nt
Organism: Lathyrus sativus (Indian pea)
Lineage: Eukaryota; Viridiplantae; Streptophyta; Magnoliopsida; Fabales; Fabaceae
Source: the annotation of a GenBank genome assembly
AUGGGAAGAAAAGGAGGAAGCUGGUUUUCCUCUGUCAAGAAAGUUUUCAAGUCUUCUUCCUCUUCUAAAGACACCACAGUGCCCGUCUCCGCGCCAGUGCAGCUUGACAAAAAGAAGGAAAACCGAGAGAAAUUGGAGAAUGAAGUAGCAGAAGAGGUGUCAUUCGAGCAUUUUCCUGCAGAGAGUUCACCCGACGAUGUAACCAAUGAGGAGAGUACAACCUCAACUCCUGCGAGAGACGAUAGAACUCAUGCCAUCGCUGUUGCAGAAGCCACCGCAGCAGCUUCAGCAGCUGCUGUUGCAGCUGCUCAAGCAGCUGCUAGAGUCGUAAGAUUGGCCGGUUAUGGACGCCACAACAAGGAAGAAAGAGCAGCCACAUUCAUUCAAUCACACUACAGAGGAUACCUAGCUCGACGUGCAUUACGCGCAUUGAAGGGGUUAGUGAGGCUGCAGGCGUUAGUGAGGGGGCACAAUGUGCGGAAGCAAGCUCAAAUGACAAUGCGGUGCAUGCAAGCAUUGGUACGGGUGCAGGCGCGAGUGAGAGCGCGACGACUUCAAUUGAGCCAUGAGAAUUUUGAGAAGGAAAUGGAUGAAUAUGAAGAAGAAGAAUUUGUGAGACAAGAGAGUUUUAAUAAGGCUAUGAGUCCUAUGAGAAGGUCAUCAGGCAUUAAUAAUAAUAAUGGUUUGGAUCAUAGUAAACGUCAAAGUAGCAAAAAAGCUAAAGAAAGUGAUUUGAAAAAACAUGAAGCUGCUAUGAAGAGGGAAAGAGCUCUUGCAUAUGCUUUCAAUUAUCAACAGCAACAACAAAAGCAACAUCUACUACAUGGAAAUAAAAAUGGUGAAGAUGUUGAUAUGAGAAGCUAUGAUCCCAAUGAUAAUGAAAAAGCCCAAUGGGGUUGGAAUUGGUUGGAGCGAUGGAUGUCAUCACAACCCUACAAUGCAAGAAACUUAGGACAACGUGAAACCUCUUACAUGACACUACCUUCCACAACAUCAACAACAACAGAUAACAUGUCUGAAAAAACGGUUGAAAUGGACAUGAUUGCAACACCAAGUAGAAACAACUUCAAUAUGGGCUUAACGGGCCAAGAUUUUCGUGAUGCAAGCCCAACUUUCAAUAGAGCCCAUCAGAGACCGCCAAGCCCGGGCCGACCUAGUUACAUGGCCCCGACUCAAUCUGCCAAAGCUAAGGUUAGGGUCGAAGCCCCAUUUAAGCAGAGGGUUUCAUCCGGGCCUAACUGGAACACGUCUACGAAGGGAGGAUCGGUUAUUGGAUCGGGCUGUGACUCGUCUAGCUCGGGCGGUGGAACGACUACUUACCAGGCUCCGAGAAGCCCAGGCCCGAGAGUUAACGGUGUUCGUUCGCAGUCUAAUCGGAUUGUGGGCAGUAGUCAAGAGUAUGUUGAGGAUUGGGCCCUUCCUCUUGGAGCCCAUGGUUGGGCUUAA